This is a messenger RNA of Zasmidium cellare ATCC 36951, 3048 nucleotides long. RefSeq lists its product as uncharacterized. Gene Ontology annotation, biological process: DNA-templated transcription; regulation of DNA-templated transcription. NCBI's taxonomy places the organism in Eukaryota, Fungi, Ascomycota, Dothideomycetes, Mycosphaerellales, Mycosphaerellaceae. The record is from RefSeq and is a predicted model, not a curated record. Bases 1 to 3048 code for a protein of 1015 amino acids. Gene Ontology annotation, molecular function: DNA-binding transcription factor activity, RNA polymerase II-specific; DNA binding; zinc ion binding. Gene Ontology annotation, cellular component: nucleus. The transcript is spliced from 2 exons.
AUGCGUUCCAGCAUAGCCUGUAUCCGCUGCCGCCGCUCCAAGGUCAAGUGCGUCAACAACGGCGUCGGCACAACAUGUCGCUCGUGUGAGAACUCAGGACGAGAGUGCCAAUACCCCUCACCCGUGACGGGGGCCAGUCGACGUCGGGACAGUCUUUCAGGACGGCCCGAAGGGUAUGGAGGAGAUACCGAGCGACGGCAGAGGCCACGAAAGAGCACACACACCUUCGUCGCCAACCCAGCGUCAGCAUCACGAGACAGUCCACGCCCGUUGCUAGACGCGUUAGACCCCACUGUGCUCACGCCUCAGGUGUGGCAGGAGCUCUUUGACAUCUUCCAGAUCCACUAUUCUGCAGACUUGCCCUUCUUGCAUCCCCCUACCUUCUUGAAGCCUCUACGUUAUGCCACGCUCCAGCCUCCAGCAGCCGCCGCGCCAGGCUUUUCCGCUGAGGCCACCAAAUCAGCGCGGCCUCCUGCCUCGACAGAGUUCCUACUGGCUUUCCUUGCACUGACUGCUCGCUUUCAUCCCAAACUCGUAGCUCACCACUCACCGCCAACGGCAGCUCGGGCCAGCAAUCCAUUGAUCGCAUCAGAAUACUAUGCUGCUGCAGCAAAUGAGCGGAUGGCGACUGCCUGGACGGACAACCGCCCACACGACAUUGAGCGAACGCAAACCACCUUGAUGAUAGGACUGCACGAGUGGGGCAUGUGUAGAGGCUCGAAGGCGUGGUUGGCUGUUGGCAUCGCCAUUCGAUCUGCGCAGGCAAUGGGAUUGCAGUAUGAGCUGGAUCUGGACGACGAACCCAUGUCACGUUCCCUCGCGCUCAACGGUGAAGCAGAGCGCAUGGGCGUGGACUCGGGAAGGAAGGCCGCGAGUGGCGGGUCCGCCGAGGACGUGUUCAUCCGUCAGGAAAUCAGACGGAGAACUUUCUGGAGCUGCUACAUCAUGGACCGCUACCUCAGCAGUGGCAAAUAUCGACCGCAGAUGCUUCACGCGAAAGAGCUCCGAAUCCAACUCCCAGCGAGCGAGCGGUCAUUCUUAUUUGCCGAAAAGGUGCGAACUCUGAUGCUUGGUGAAGACGAUAGAAGCGUGUCUGGUACUGGCAGGGCCGAAGUCCAGAGCCAGCGACAGCAGUCGGUUAUGCUUGGAACGACUGGUACCCCAGAGCGCACUCAGGCGCCUUCGCCCUCAAGCCUGGCGAUGGCUGAUACCGAUGAAGACAAGGGCAGGCUUGAGGUUGGCUCAGAUGAAGGUCUUGUUAGUCGCUAUGUCAAAGUACUUGAGAUCUACGGCAAAGUGGUCAAGUGGACCUGUGCUGGAGGACGCAGAGUUGAGGAGCACCCUCCGUGGGACCCUCGUUGCGAAUUCUACAAGCUUCGUCGCCAAUGCCAGGACUUCAAAGCCAGCCUUCCUCGACAGCACACCUUGACGCCACAGAACACUCAGGCGCACAUCAGCCUAAAAACUUCGACACCAUACACCCUUGUGCAUACCGUCUACUUACUUUGCCAGAUCAUGCUUCAUCGCGAGUACGUUCCUUUCAUCCCCAUCCGCUGCUCGAAACCUGAAGGACCGAUGGAUCCACCGAUCUUUCCGCCCGACAGAUUUGAUGUCCCUCGUGGAUUUUGGGACGAGAGUGCGCGCGAGUGCUUCAAGUCCGCCCGCGAUAUCAUGGAUCUUGUCCGCACCUGCCAGGAGUGGAGCGCACUGGUGGAGACUCCUAUUGUCGGGUUUGCCAUCUACACGGUAGCUUUUACUGGUGUAUACUGCAUCAACUUUCCAUGGAUGGAUCCUGAAGGUUACAUGUGCACACGGCCUGAUCCGUCAGCCAGACAGACCGAUGUCAAGCCCGGCGAAAGCAAAGGCUUUGCAGCAGCGCGGAAGGCUUUGGAAAUGAUCGGAAACAUGCGUUCAAGACUGCACAUGGCAGACGGCUGGUUCAAGACGAUCAACCGCAUGCACAGGUACUUCCGCCGACUCAAGGCGGAUUACAGGAAGAACAUCCAAGCAAUGGAAAGCUCGUCAGAAGGUGAUAGCCCAGUCAGCACGCGACAUCUCAGCCUACGUGAAGGUGGACUUGGCGGUGGCUUGGAUGAGUUCAGGUUGCUUGAGCGGACGCUGCAAGACUUUGGCAAUCUCGAAGAUCAUGACAUCGAGAUGGCCGACGCCAGUCGACCCGACUCGAGACCACUGGAUGCCGUGUAUGACGAUAGCAGCGCUGGCACCACCGUUAAGAGCGAAGAUGCUGGCGACCGCACUGAUCGUGCACCGCCAACAUCAGAGCCUCCCAAACCCGAGGGUGGUGCGUGGAGUGCCAUCAAUGCUACCCCUGGUGCAUCAGCCACCGCUUCAGCGGCAGCAAGCCGCCAUCCAAGCAUUUCAACGCCGUCGAGCGGACCGUUCAGGAGCUAUGAAUCUUACUCACAUCAGCAACAUCAUCAAACACCACCUCACCAGUCGCAGCAAGGACAGAACCCACAACCACAGCAUGGCUACAGUCACCACAUCAACAACUUCCGUCCAGCUUACUCGGACACUCCAGGCUCAGCCGGGCCUCCUGCGAAUCUAACUUCACCUGCCGCUCACUCUGCAACGGCUUCCACACCUUCGCAGAACCAGCCGACCCCACCAUAUGAGCGGCAGCAACAACAGCCUGCAUACCCGGGCUGGACUGCACAAAACGCACAAUAUCCUAUGCAUGCUCCCCCUCCACCGCCAAAUCCUUACACGAAUGGCGUCUCUCACCAGCAUCCAAGUUCGAUGCACCCACCUGCACCGCAUUCAGCAUAUCCAACACCAGGACAUACCACGCACCCACCACAGCAUCACUUGCAACCACCUCCGCCAAUACCUGAGGUCCAGCAGCAAUGGGAUCCUAUGACUAAGGAGGCCUGGCUGAACAGCAUCGACACCCGUCUCGGUGGUGACGAUGUUGCUGCGUUUGUGGAUGGUGGCGAGCUCGCUGAGUGGGCCAAUUUGGCAGCUGCUCAAGGCUUCGGCGGCGGCUGGCUCAGUACUGUCUGGGGUGGUGGAUCAACGAAUCAUUAA